This is a messenger RNA of Aspergillus melleus, 1534 nucleotides long. RefSeq names its product fungal specific transcription factor domain-containing protein. Bases 419 to 1534 code for a protein of 371 amino acids. Lineage: Eukaryota; Fungi; Ascomycota; Eurotiomycetes; Eurotiales; Aspergillaceae. The transcript is spliced from 3 exons. The record is from RefSeq and is a predicted model, not a curated record.
GCCUGUUUCGGUAAUGUUAGUCGCUGUGCCCGGAGGACUGGUGCUGACAUCAUAAUAAGUGUAAUCGCUGCAAGGCAAAGAAGGUAUUAACCUCACAACUCAUCUCUGAAUACUACUAACGAGGGCAGAUCAAAUGUAACAGGGUCGGUCCUCCCUGCGACCAGUGUGAAGCGCUCGAAACCGAGUGUAUUUACUUACCUAGGAAAACAAGGGCCAAGCAACAACGGUAUGAUUGUUCUUUCAGAAUCAUGAUCACCCUUGAACAGGUAUCUGACAUAGACACAGGUCAGCGUCACACAAGAAUGUUAUCGUUGAUAUCCUGAAGCGUUUAGAGCGCCUAGAGAAUCAUGUUCUCCUGGAUAAGGAGUCUGAUAGGAGAGACGAUGCGUCUAGUACAGUGUCAUUGGCUAACUCGGUCAUGAUCGAGUCCACCGCUUCACGCUCUGUGGACCCAUGUCCCCCGAUCUCGUCAAGAUCGUCCUUCGGAAUAUUAGACCGAUUAAGGGAGGGCAAAGUCAAGUCGCAGCUUUCCAGCAUACUCUUCCAGCUUCGAUAUACAGGAUUCGGUCUCUUCGAAGAUGAACAAUUCGUCAAUGCGCUUCAAGCUGCAUUGGAAGAUCUUGAAAGCUCUGACACUACGAACGAAGGAGACAUACCAAAUCCACGUCCUUUCGUUACCAAGGAAAUGGCGAGGAAGUGGUUGAAUCUCUUCUUCGAAACCCACCAGUUUGGGGCAUUUCAGCUCGCUUUACCGAAAGAUUUUAUUAUGUCCAUUCCUGACCUGUUGGAGAUACGCCAUGUUCAACUGGACAAUUUAUCUCUCAUAAUAUAUUACAAUGUUGUUUUUCAGGGCAUGUUGUUGGACCACGACAAUCUUGCGGACAGAAAUUCCUAUGUGCAGUAUUUCUACCAGACCUGCCUAGACUUGGUCGAGGGGUGGUUGGAUAAAGUUGAAAACACGCCGACAGAUCUCUACGCCACCUUCCUCAUGUAUUCGAUGUCUGUCGAAGCCUUCAACAGUGAUCUCGCGUGGGAGAUCUUUGGGAAAUCAUGUAACGUUGCUCGAGCUCUAGGCUAUUUCACUGUCGACUCAGGGGCCCAAGAUUCCAACGAGCAGCAAAUGGGCUUUGACCAAAGAGAAGAGACCGAGAAUGAAACGGAGAAAAAUCGAAAACGAUUUGAAUUCUGGCACCUUUUACGGACGGAUUGCAUCUUUCGCUUGAACUUCGGCAAGCCAGCCCUCAUUACCCAAGGGUCCUGGGUUGUGAAUUUUCCUGAUCCGAGCAUUAGAGGAAAGGUCGAUGACACUCCACGCUUUAUUCAGAUCCAUUUUCUUGCUUCGAUGCGGCUUACUUUUGUCUUGUUGAAAUAUCUCGAUCUGAUGAACACCGAAACGCUGCAGGAUACAGUUCAAUACAACGAGGCUCUCGAAAACCUUGCAGCUGAGGCCAAAUCAAUCAUGUCCGGUUGGAGAGUUGUAAGUUAUAUGGCUAUUGGCCACCCACUGUUUAAAAACGAUAUAGACCGUUUCUGA